ACUCCAGAACUAUACCACAGUACUAAACACAUUCUCUACACCCUCCUAAUAAUAGCCAUACACCCAAAUUACUUCCUGUCAAAAUGGCACACCUCUCAGAGGCAGGAACCAAGAGAACCCUCCGACACCUCUUCCUUCUCUGCCUCCUCCUUCCAUGUCUCUCCCAGCCCAUCCCGGCUCCUUCCCCCUCGCCGACGGCGCCGCCAUCGCUGCCGCUCUCGCCGUUCAACGACCGCCUCGACGUGGCGUACAUCGCGCUGCAGGCGUGGAAGCACGCCAUCACCGAGGACCCCAAGAACCUGACCGCCGACUGGUGCGGCCCCUUCGUGUGCAACUACACCGGCGUCUUCUGCACGGCCGCGCCCGACGACCCGCACAUCCUCACCGUCGCCGGCGUGGACCUUAACCACGGCCGCAUCGCGGGGUUCCUCCCCGACCACAUCGGCCUCCUCGCCGACGUCGCGCUCCUCCACCUCAACUCCAACCGCUUCCACGGCACGCUGCCGGCGUCCAUGCAGCACAUGCGCCUCCUUUACGAGCUCGACGUCAGCAACAACCUCCUCUCCGGCGCGUUCCCAUCGUUCCUCACCUCGCUGCCAUCGCUCAAGUACCUCGACCUGCGGUUCAACCACUUCGACGGGCAACUCCCCGACGCCGUGUUCGGCCGGCAGCUCAGCCUGGACGCGCUGUUCGCCAACAACAACCGCUUCAACGUGUCCCUGUCGUCGCAGAGCCUGACCAACUCGACGGCCUCGGUGAUCGUGCUCGCCAACACCGAGCUCGCCGGCUGCUUGCCGCCGAGCAUAGGCGACAUGGCCGACACGCUGGUCGAGCUCAUCCUCCUGAACGCCAGCAUCAGCUCCUGCAUCCCGCCUGAGAUCGGCAAGCUCAAGAAGCUCAGGGUGCUGGACCUCAGCCGCAACGACCUCGCAGGGGAGCUGCCGGAGAGCAUCGGCGACAUGGAGAGCCUGGAGGUGCUCAACGUGGGGUACAACAUGCUGUCCGGCGUGGUGCCAGAGAGCAUCUGCGAACUGCCGAAGCUCAAGAACCUCACCAUCGCCGGUAACUACUUCUGCGACGAGCCGGUGUCCUGCCUCCACGUGCCCCUGCGCGACGACCGCAUGAACUGCAUCCCCGAAUGGCCCCACCAGCGCUCGCAUGAGGAGUGCAUCGCCUUCGAACACCGCCCGCCGGUGCACUGCGGCGCCGACGGCUGCAUUCUUCCGCCGUGAAGCUCUCGCCUGUUUGCACCGGCCCUGGUGUGUACGCACGAACGUACAUGAUCAGUCGUAGCUGGAGGAGACUGGGAAGCUGCAUGCCUUCAUGCAUGGCCAUGUGGGUCUAGGAAUAGUGGUCGUGCUACAAUUAAAAUGGGUUGCUAAAGACAAAGUUAAUUUGAAUUACAAAAAUUCCUCGCAAAAAAUGAAUUAAAAAUUUGCGAGAGUUUGAUGAUUUGUGUCUUCGGUGUCAAACGUGUAUUUGGUAGGUAGAAGGAUUGCGAGUGGGUAUAUUAGGUUUUGGCUUUUGUUCUUUUCCUUAAGCUUUUCUUACCUGCACAUAAAGGCACAUGACUGAUGUAGCACAACACAAAUGUGACAUGUAACUAUGGCUAAAUAAGAAUUUGAAUAAGGGAAACGAAGUCUAUGUUCUCUGAA
Phragmites australis (common reed) is the source of this 1655-nucleotide messenger RNA. Its product is annotated as leucine-rich repeat extensin-like protein 6. The record is from RefSeq and is a predicted model, not a curated record. Gene Ontology annotation, molecular function: protein binding. Bases 84 to 1232 code for a protein of 382 amino acids. NCBI's taxonomy places the organism in Eukaryota, Viridiplantae, Streptophyta, Magnoliopsida, Poales, Poaceae. The transcript has a single exon.